Molecule: messenger RNA, 6192 nt
Organism: Myxocyprinus asiaticus (Chinese sucker)
Lineage: Eukaryota; Metazoa; Chordata; Actinopteri; Cypriniformes; Catostomidae
Product: secretory carrier-associated membrane protein 1-like
Exons: 10
Coding region: 344-1165 (273 amino acids)
Biological process (GO): protein transport
Cellular component (GO): recycling endosome membrane; trans-Golgi network membrane
Source: RefSeq, a predicted model, not a curated record
GUUUCCUCACCGAACACCUUUAAUAUAAUCUCACAUUUCAGAAUAAAACGGUCACAUUAAACCGGUAAAAUGUCAGAUUUUGACAGCAACCCCUUCGCGGACCCGGACUUUAGCAACCCGUUUCAGGAUUACACAGUUUACACCAUUACAUCGAACAACGUUGUAAAGUUUGAAGUAAAAUUGGCAAUAACUUUACUCAGAAAAGGAUCCAGCAGUGACGCAAGUAGUGCGGACUGUCCCACCUGGCCUGGAGGAGUAUAACCCUUUCACAGACACAAAACCGGUGCCGCCAGGCUCCGCCCCUAAGGUAGUCCCACCUACAACCAACACACAGCCGGCCAUCAUGAAACCCACGGAGGAACCGCCAGCAUACACUCAACCUCAACAGACACAGGAUCAGUCACGAGCUCAGGCAGAGUUAAUGAGGAGACAGGAGGAACUGGAGAGGAAAGCCGCUGAGCUGGACCGCAGGGAGAGAGAGAUGCAGUCGCUCAGCGCAUCAGGAGGGAGGAAAAACAACUGGCCGCCUCUUCCAGAGAAGUUUCCGGUGGGUCCGUGUUUUUAUCAUGACAUAUCAGUGGACAUUCCUGUGGAGUUUCAGAAAAACGUCAAGAUCAUGUACUAUCUCUGGAUGUUCCACACGGGGACGCUGUUUGUGAAUAUAUUCGGCUGUUUGGCGUGGUUCUGUGUAGAUGCGACGAGGGGAGUGGAUUUCGGGUUGGCUAUGCUCUGGUUCAUGCUUUUCACACCCUGUUCAUUUGUCUGCUGGUACAGACCCCUGUAUGGAGCGUUCAGGAGUGACAGCUCUUUUAGGUUCUUUGUAUUCUUCUUCGUGUAUAUCUGCCAGUUUGGUGUGCACGUGUUGCAAGCCAUCGGGAUUGCAGGUUGGGGAGCCAGUGGCUGGAUCUCAGCGUUGACUGCACUGAACAAAAGUAUUCCUGUGGGCAUCAUAAUGAUCCUGAUCGCUGCUCUAUUCACGGCAUCAGCUGUCAUCUCGCUCAUCAUGUUUAAAAAGGUCCAUGCGCUGUACCGAACCACUGGUGCAAGUUUUGAGAAGGCACAGCAGGAGUUUGCCACCGGCGUCAUGGCCAAUAAAACGGUCCAGACCGCCGCCGCUAAUGCUGCAUCCUCCGCUGCCCGAGGAACCUUCAAAGAACAGAUCUAACUGGUCCAGAAAACUUAGAACACGCCCCCUCCAUCCAUGCUACUCUAACCUCACCCUCCUCAUUCCCUAACUUUACUUACAGUCAUUCAUGAGCUUUGAUUGGCUGUUCAAAACCACACCCACUCUCACUGACCCUUAUGCACUCCUGUGACUGACUGGAACCCUGCCCUAAGCCCCUCCCCUCCUGUGAAUCAGCAGGUGUGCCCACCUGUUCUUUAGUUUGAAUGUGUGUAAAAUGCCUGCCUGCUCUAAAGUGUGUGUAUGUGUGUGUGCUAAAACAACCUAAAGAGUCAAGUCGUCACUUUAUAUGUUCACAUCACUGUUGGGUGUCCGUUCAUCCCUGUUGUACUGUAAGUGAACAGGAAGUGAUGUCAUCAAAUGUCCUUUAAUGGGAUCCAAGGCAAAAAGAAUGAUGAUGCCCUCACAGGUUUGUCUUGCCGAUAUUUCCUUAAACAUACACAUACCGUAAGCUUGAAUUAUCACACAUCACCUCAAAAGUUCUCAAGAAAUGUCGGGAUCAUAUGACGCCUAAUAAAAAUAAAUAAAUUUAUAUCUAGCAUAAUGAAAAUUAAGCCUAUUUUUAGGACUAUUAAGACUUUUUUGCGCUAUGUAAAGCACAUUUAACCUCCGGAUAUUUAUUUAUUUUUUAAUUUUUUUAUAUAAUUGCCAUUAAAUUCUUAUUACUGUAAAACAGUCAUUUUUGUUGUAUUAUUGCAAAAAUGACUGUAAUACAAUGAUUCUUUUAAAUUAAAAUCAUUAUAAAGGCACUAAAAAAAAAUUCUAGCAUGAUAUAUAAAUGCGGUUACAUUUUAAAUUAUAUAUUGUAAAAAAAAUGGGGUGAAAAUGUGUUGAAUUGUCAUGAAAAUACUGUCACGCAACAAAUACUCUCAGUGGCCUAAAAAUAGGCUUCAUUUUUAUGCAAAACAUAAGUUUGGGGUGGUAUAUCUCUUGACAUUUCUUCACCCAAAUAUCAAGGUUUUUAACAAAUUCUUCCUGCAAAAUGAGCCUGCAAAUCAGUACAAGACGACAACUAUCAAAUGUGACCAUAAACCCUCUACAUAUAACUCAGAGGGUCUCUUUACCUGUAAAUAAAUAGAAUUGUUUUGGAAUGGAAACCAAUUCUUUAAAAAAAUGGUGAACCACUCAGGAUCUAUUCCUGCAAAUGCAUGGGAAGCUUCCUAAGCUAAAGGCUGUGUCUCAUCUCUCCCAGUCUUGCGUACUAUAGGAUAAACUGGAAAACACAGAAAUACUUUUAUGGGAUUCAAAAUAGAAGCGCAAAAUUAAAUGUUUGCAUCACUCCCCUCACAACAUGUAUCAAUAAUGACACAUCGCAUUUAUGACACAAGUGUGUCCUGCAAAUUCAGAUCUGCAUAAUCACUAGCACAUGUGUGUAUCGAUGUAAGACUGUACCGUGUUGGGCCGGAUCUGUACCAGUUAGAUCCACAAUCAAGUUUAGUCAGUGUAGAAUAUAAUGAUUUUGAUGUGAAUAAAUACGAGGCUGUGAGGGAUCAGUAUGUCAUACUUCUAUAAGGUCACAUCUAAUUUCACAACCGCUGUUUUCUAAAGUUUUUUUCCAUUGGAAAAGUUUGGAAAGACGUGUUUUCAAUAUUUUGUCUGAAGGACAAUCGAAACCCAGGUACACAUCAAUACGAAAUAUUUGGCCUCAUUCUUUAAACAAACCAAAAUAAUUUUUAUAAAUCUAGUCUUACAUCAAGUGUAGUACUGAAAUCAACACGACAAUAUACACGUGAACAGAUAUAUACACCACAGCUCAGUGGUCAAGGCUCUGGGUUACUGAUCAGAAGGUCAGGGGUUCAAGUCCCAGUACUGCCAAGAUGCCACUGUUGGGCCCUUGAGUAGGGCCCUUGAAGAAAGAAUUUCACUGUAUAUGUGCAAAUGUGUGAUAAAAUUAUUAUAAAAUAAUAUACGAACGAUUUACACAAAUUUGUUCAGCUCGCGUUUUACUAAUAAGGCCUGAAAAGCGCGACAGUUAACACUAACGGUUUCAUGAAUGGUUUAUACAAAAUCGUUCUGUUAGCGUUUCACUACUAAGGACCAAUCAAUGCAACAAUUUAUACAAGAUCAGAUUUAUGACCAAUUUACACAUUCGUUGUUCUCGUUUUACUAAAGGCCCAAUAAACACGUCAAUUUAAGCUACAGUGGAUUUAUGACCGAUUUACACAUUCGUUCUGUUCACGUUUUACUGAUAAGGCACAAUCAGCGCGACAAUUGCACAAGAAUGGAUUCAUGACCGAUAUACAAAACAUUUUUUUGCGUUUUGCGAAUAAGGCCCAAUGUAAUAAAAAAAAUCAUUCAAAAAUGGAAUUAUGACUGAUUUACACAUUUGUUCUGUUUACGUUUUACUUAAAAGGCCCAAUCAGUGCAAAAAUUUACGCAAGAACGUAUUUAUGACCGAUUUACACAUUCCUUCUGGUCGUGUUAAACGAAUAAGGCCCAAUCAAUGUGACAAUUUACUCAAGAACUGGUUUAUGACAGAUUUACACAAAUUCGUUAUGUUUGCGUUACACGAAUAGGGCCCAAUUAAUGUGGCAAUUUAUGCAAGAACAUAUUUACGAACAAUUUACACAAAUUCAUUCUGUUCGUGUUACAUGAAUACGUCCCAAUCAAUGCGACAGUUUAUGCAUUAACGGAUUUAUGAGCAUUUUACACAAAUUAGUUCUGUUUGCGUUUGACAAAUAAGGCCCAAUCAAGUGACAGUUUACGCAAAAAACGGAUUCUUGACCAAUUUACACAAAUUUGUUGUUGUGGUGUUUCACAAAUAAGGCCCAAUCAAUGCGACAAUUACGCAAGAACAUAUUUACGAACAAUUUACACAAAUUCGUUCUGGUCGUGUUCCACAAAUAAGGCCCAAUCAAGGUGACAAUUUACUCAAGAACAGGUUUAUGACAGACUUACACAAAUUCGUUAUGUUUGCGUUACACAAAUAGGGCCCAAUUAAUGCGUCAAUUUAUGCAAGAACAGAUUUAUGACCAAUUUGCACAAAUUCAUUCUGUUCAUGUUUCACGAAAUUGGCCUAAUCAAUGCGACAGUUUACACAUGAACGGAUUUAUGACCAAUUUACGCAAGUUUGUUCUGUUCGCGUUUCACAAAUUAGGCCCUAUCAAUGUGACAGUUUACUCAAAAAAGGAUUAAUUGCCGAUUUACACAAAUUUGUUGUUGUGGUGUUUCACGAAUAAGGCCCAAUCAAUGCGACAAUUACACAAGAACAUUUUUAACGGACUAUUUGCACCAAUUUUUUUUGGUCGCGUUUCACGAAUAAAACCCAAUCAACGCGACAAUUUACUCAAGAACAGGUUUAUGACAGAUUUACACACAUUCAUUAUGUUUGCGUUACACAAAUAGGGCCCAAUAAAUGUGACACUUUAUGCAAAAAUGGAUUCAUGACCGAUUUACACAAAUUCGCUCUGUUUACGUUGCACGUAUAUGACCUAAUCAAUGUGUCAAUUUACGCAUGAAUGGAUUUAUGACCAAUUUACACAAAUUCGGUCUGUUCGCGUUUCACGAAUAAGGUCUUAUCAAUGCGACUGUUUCAAUUUGGAAUUCCCAAUGCGCUCUAAAUCCUCGUGGUGGCGUAGUGACUCGCCUCAAUCCGGGUAGCAGAGGAGGAAUCUCAGUUGCCUCCGCAUCUGAGACCGUCAAUCUGUGCAUCUUAUCACGUGGCUUGUUGAGCGCGUUACCGCGGAAACAUAGCACGUGUGGAGGCUUCACGCUAUUCUCCGUGGCAUCCAUGCACAACUCACCACGUGCUCCACUGAGAGCGAGAACCACAUUAUAGCGACCACGAGGAGGUUACCCCAUGUGACUCUUCCCUCCCUAGCAACUGGGCCAAUUUGGUUACUUAGGAGACCUGGCUGGAGUCACUCAGUAUGCCCUGGAUUCGAACUCGCGCCUCCAGGGGUGGUAGCCAAUGUCUUUACUCGCUGCAAGAACGCUUUACGAACAAUUUACACAAAUUCGUUCUGGUCGUGUUUCACGAAUAAGGCCCACUGAGCGAAAUUGAUCCGUCAUUUUUGGCCUCAUUCACGUCAAAGUACAUAUGCCAUCAAACCUGUCUACGGUCCACCAUGUUACGAAUUGAAUUGUCCAUUGUCGUCUGUCUUUGUUUGGUUUGUCGUUCCAGGCAAACGUAAUUUGUGUCUACCUAGAGCUUUGCAGGUGUUUCAACGUGCCUGCUCACAUUUUAAAGUUUGCUCUGGUUUUUUUCUUUCUUAGUUUUAUUAAGUGGCACAGAGAACCUUGUAGCCUUGGUUACUUUCAACAAGAGACAGGCAAGUUUUGUGAUUAUGGGAUAUGUAUCGAGAUGCAAAUGUAUCUUCAUCUUCAACGUUUCAGCAACACUGUGUGUGUGCGUGCGCGCAUGAGAGAGUGAACAAAAUGUGUUGUUCUUCACCCAUUUUCAGUAUUGAGUCUGCAGUACAUCAGCCUUUGUUUGAAAUCAGACAUACUUCAGCUUUUUAACUUACAAUCUCAUGAGGUGUCACAUUUUUAUUCCCUGUUCAUGUUUUAUUCAUAUUUUUUCUGAACUGUCCUCCUCCAUGCUUUGUGUGUACAGUAUAUUCAUUUGUGUGUCUGUGUGUUGGAGAGUGAGUGUUGGUGUGAGCUACUGCAAGUCGUUCUUCCUUUUAUAAAUACAUUUCAACAAAUGGCACCUGAAUGUUCCUGUGUUUUGCGUUUGUUUUGAAAUGAGAUAAACUGAUGUGACCUCUUGUGUGUGGUGCAAUGGAUUGUGGCUUUAAGCUGUCUUUUUUAAUUAGUGAUGCUAGUUAACUUAGUUAAAACACUGAUACAUGAGAAAUGGAUCGAAGAAAAACCAUCAUGUUAUUUAAAGCAUAACAGACGUGAGGGAUAUUUAUAUAUUUUGUAUAACGAAAGGAAUGGUGGCCUGUCGUCCUGAUUUUCAUUGUACUGUACCAAUGCACUCCUGUCUCUCUCCCUUAGUCGCAUGUUGAGUAGUUUGAGUUUUGUAUAUUUAUUGUAUUAACACAAAAAUAAAAUUAAAAAACAAA